Neltuma alba is the source of this 1929-nucleotide messenger RNA. Its product is annotated as protein ACCELERATED CELL DEATH 6-like. Gene Ontology annotation, molecular function: protein binding. Bases 1 to 1929 code for a protein of 642 amino acids. The record is from RefSeq and is a predicted model, not a curated record. Lineage: Eukaryota; Viridiplantae; Streptophyta; Magnoliopsida; Fabales; Fabaceae. Gene Ontology annotation, cellular component: plasma membrane. The transcript has 4 exons.
AUGCCGCCCGAGAUAGAUAAAAAGAUCGCAGUGGUGGACAUUAAAAUGAAAGAGAUGCAAGCACGGCAGCCCAGGAACUUUUCACCAUCAGGUUCGAAGCCCAAGUUAGUGGUGCAAGAACAUGGACCCAAUACAGAUUCAAAAUUGCUUGCAGCUGCAUAUGCUUCCGUGGGUUCCGAUGUUUCCCCUCCAAAUAGAGUUUUCAUUGUACCUGGCGAUGCUAUUUAUAAACAACGAACCCCUUUGGGAAAUACUGUCCUACACUUAGCAGCUGCAUAUGGAAAUAAUGCAAUGGUAGAGAAGGUGGCUGAGCAAGCUCCCUCUCUUUUUACAGUGACCAACAACAAUCAUGAUUCUGCAUUGCAUGCUGCUGCAAGAGCAGGCCAUGCCUCUACCAUUCAAAAUCUCUUGAAUACUUGGUUGACUUUGGUAAGACGUGAGACAGAUGGUCAUCAUCAAGAUCAACCUACUCUACAUAUGAUGCUCUUGGUGUCUUUGACCUUAUUCUUUUAUGAGAGACAAUUCAGAGUUGGAGAGGUUGAGUUUAAGAAAAUUGUUAAUAGUUUGGUUGUAUUUGCAAUCAACGGGAGAGGGGAAUCAUUGCUCUAUGUAGCCAUUGAGGUUGGUUGCAAGCAAGUUGUUGAUCGACUGUUGGAUAUCUGCAUCCAAUAUGACCUCAAGCCUCAAGGAAAGUCUCCCCUUCUUCCAACACUCACCAAGAGAAAUAUGGUUAUGCUGCAAACCAUUCUGUGCAAAAAGCAAAAUUGGAUACACUUGAGAAAUGAAAAAGGAAGCCUUCCUCUUCAUCAGGCGGCGUCUAUGGGGUACCGUGAAGGUGUCUCCUUCUUGGUAAAAAGAUGUCCUUCAUGCACCAUGGAAAGGGACAACGAUGGCUUCUUCCCCAUUCAUUUGGCAUGUAGUGGAGGUCAUGUCAAAGUAGUUGAAGAGCUAGUUGAACAGCUACUAAAACACUACCCAGAUCUUAAAGAGAUGCUUGACAAAAAUGGCCGAACUUUGCUCCAUGCUGCUGCUAAAAGUGGAAAAUAUGAGAUGGUUAGGUACAUCCUCCAACAUCCAAAGCUUGAGUUUAUGAUAAAUCAGAGGGAUAAUGAUGGGAAUACUCCUUUACAUCUGGCCACCCUAAACUGGCAUCCCAAAAUUGUACAUUCCUUGACUUGGGACAAUAGAGCCAAUUUGGCUAUACUUAACCAUGAAAAUCAAACAGCUCUAGACAUUGCUGACCAAAUGCAUGACCCAAGUCCAUCCCUUGCACAGAGACUUACAUGGAUUGCAUUGCAAUCUGCUGGUACGCCUCGAAGUUUUGUUGGGUUCACGUCCCGUUCAAAUGACACAGAAUCAUCUAGUAAAGAGAAAGAAUCCCGCAACACUACUGGACAAUACAAAGAUAGAAUUGACACUUUGAUAUUGGUUUCAACCCUUAUAAUAACAGCAUCCUUUGCUGCCGGGUUUGCCAUGCCGGGAGGCGUAGAUCAUGGAACAGCUACUAUGUUGAAACGUGUCAUGUUCCAUUUGUUCAUUCUCUCCCUCACAAUCUCAGUAUUUGGGGCUAUUAUUACAACUAUAAUUCUCACGUGGGCUCGUUUAAAUGAGCUGCAUUUAAUCCAUUUUGCUCUCAAGUGCGCAAUGCCAAUUCUAGGUAUUUCUUUAAUGGCUUUAUCCUUGGCAUUUUUGGCAGGCGUGUAUCUUGCAGUUAGCAAACUAAGCUGGUUGGCUACCACAUUCUUGGUGUUGAGUGUGGUUUUGAUCUUCAUGGUUGUGUUCUUGUAUGCCCUCCUCUUUCUACCCUCCUAUUCAACCGUACCAUUUCUUCGGUGUAUUUCCUAUUAUCCCUUUCUUCUCUUUGCAGAGAUAGCUGAGGUGAAAAUUGAUGCCAACGACAAAAGUUCCAGUACUUCUAGCACCCCAUAA